Molecule: messenger RNA, 3577 nt
Organism: Phalacrocorax carbo (great cormorant)
Lineage: Eukaryota; Metazoa; Chordata; Aves; Suliformes; Phalacrocoracidae
Source: RefSeq, a predicted model, not a curated record
ACCCAAGGUGGGGGGGGCAGCACCCAAAGAGGGGGUGUCAUUACCCCGAAAGGCCACUAGAUGACGCCAUCCGCCCAAGGAUGCUGCGGGGGGCGGGGCGGGCCGCCGGGGUCCCUUCCCGCACCCCUCCCGCAGUUGAGGCAGGGGUGGGGACACUAGGGGACUCCCGUGGGCACCUCCGGGCUGAGGGGGGCCGUUUCCCGGGGGCAUCUGGGGGUAACACCACCCCCCACCCCAAACCCCAGCCUUGUGGGGGGCACGGGGAGGGGACCCCCCCCGUACCUUUCUGGGGGUGCACAGGGGAGGGACCCCCCCACCCCAGCCUUCUGGGGGGUAGAGGGGGCGGGGGGGCGCUGGUAAGCCCUGCCAGCCCCCCCCCCCGGACACCCCCGGGUACCCCAACACAGCUACAGCCACCCCCACUGUCCCAGUUCACCCAAACUGGACGCCCCCCCGCCCGCCAUGAGCUCCCGGGUUUUUGGGGCUUCACCAAGCGCCAGCCUGGCCGAGAAGCCUCCGGCAGCUGGAGGCACCAGUGCCUCCCAGUCCCAAACUGGUUUAGGACUGCACAGACCUGCUCCCUGUUUGCGCCCCGCUCCCCAGCCGCGUUCCCCGGCCUGCAGGUCUCCAACCGGCUUUUCCUGCUGGAGAAACCCUCUCCCAGAAGGAACCAGCCCUGGUGACAGUCCGGCUGCGGGGACAGCCUGGCCGGGGACCUCGGGGAUGUCCCAGCGGCUCCUCCGGGACCUUGGGAAACCUCCCCAGGGAGGCCCUCGCGGAGCCCCAAGCGGGACAGGCGGCAGGGCUGGGCUUGUCCCAGACAUUUCUGUCCCCCUCUGAAUUAAUUCCUCAAAUCUCAAGUUACGUUUCCCAUGCGGAGAGGCGAGGCCGUGCCUUCGCAGGGCUUCUGGGUCGCGCUUCUGCCUCGUCCCGGCUGCUUCCCUCUGCAACUCAGCUCAAGUUCUAUUUCUUUCUAUUUUUAUUAUUUCUAUUUCUAUUAUUUCUGUUGCUAUUUCUACUUCUAUUUUGAUUAUUUCUAGUUCUAUUUCAAAUUUCUCCUGCUCCUAUUCCAAUGCACAUUCGUAUUCUUGUAUUCAUAUUUUCCUAUUCAUAUUUUCCUAUUCAUAUUCUCCUAUUCCUAUUCCUAUUCCUAUUCCUAUUCCUAUUCCCGUUCCCGUUCCCGUUCCCGUUCCUGUUCCCGUUCCUGUUCCCGUUCCUGUUCCCGUUCCUAUUCUAUUUCCAUUCUGUUCACAUUUUUCCACCCCAGCCGCGGCCCCGGCGGUGGCGGCGGGUCCGGGACUCGAACCCGCGGCCCCGGAGGUGGCGCAGAGCCCCGCUGCGGCCGCCAGGUGGCGCCAUUGCCCCGCGCUGCGCUGCGGGGGGGGCGGGGGACAACGCCGGGGGGGGGCAGGUGGGGAAAGCCCCGGCCAGGCUUAAGGACCCGCCCCCAGCCCCCCCAGCCCCUCUCAGGGGUAUGGGCCUGCAGCGGAGGCAGAGACCCCCCCCCCCACCAAAAUAAAAGUGCCCCCUCCCAACCCGCCCCUCCCCCAAACCCCCACCUCGGUCCUGGGUGAAGGGGGUGGCUGGGGACAGCCCUGCAAGUGCUGGGGGGGUCGCAGGGGCUGGCUGGGAGCCCCGGGCUGGGUGACACACCUGGGGGCUCUUAGGGCAGUGGGGGGGCCAGGGCCUGGACUGUGGGUGGGAGAGGGGCACAGAUCCCCGGUGGGGGGGUGGGGGUGUGUGUGUCCCCAGAAUCAGGGCUUGACACCACCCCAAGAUCCCUACGAGGGAGGUUGGGGAUAGCAAGUUUUGGGGUACAAGAGGGUCCCCCACUCCAUGAGGCUGGGGAUGGUGUUGAACCGGGAGACACUGGUAACUAGUGGGAGAAGGUGGGUGCCGGGGGGUGGGUGGUGUGUGUCUAAAACAGACCCCCCCAUAGCCACCCAGCGCCAAGCCCAGAUCCAUCCUCCUCCCUAACCCCAACCCUUCCUCCCCCCCCAAAAACACCCCCUCAUCCUGCUCCCCCUCCAAAUCCCCCCACAGCACCAAGGGUCCCCGUGGGGGGUGGGGGUGGGGUACACCAAUCCCCUUUCAAAAAAGUCCCCCUCCCGAAUCACACGGUGUCCCCAGAGGCCCUGCCAGCCGCCCCCCCCGUCCCGCCCCUGCUGCUGCAGACAGGAGCCUGCGAUCUUUAUUUAUUCCUUCUCCCUCCUUCACCCACUCUUUGUUGUUUCUUGAGAGAGGGAAAGAAGGAAAAAAAAAAAAAAAGAAAAAGAAAAAAAACACACACACAGAGAGAGGAGGCAGGAGCCUGUUUUGCCUCCCAGGCAAUAUUUCUGGAGCCAAUCGGAAUGCGCACCCACCCUGCCCUGCUCCCUAAUUAAAGGCUUUAAGCAGGCGGCCGGGGCUGGAGGUUUGGGCACAGUCUCUUGGUUGCUCCUCGCAAGAGCCGGUGCGGAGGAGCCGGCUCAGGGCACGCCAGGCCUGACGCGCGGGCAGCCGGAGCCGCCAGGUUGGGGGGUCCCCAGCCAGGCGGGCAGCUUCCCCCCCCCCCAGUUCCAGCGAUGAGCGGCUCUUUCGACAAGAAGCUCUCCAGCAUCCUCACCGACCUCUCGGGCUCGCUGAGCUGCCAUGCAGCCUCCAAGGACUCUCCCACCUUACCCGAGUCCUCCGUCACCGAUCUGGGCUACUACACCAGCCAGCAUGACUACUACUCGGGCCAGUCCUACAGCCAGCCCGUGAGCCACUACCCCUACCACCAGUUCAACCUCAACGGCAUCGGCGCCGCCGGCACCUACUCGCCCAAAUCCGACUAUUCCUACAGCCCUUCCUACCGCCAGUACAGCCACUUCAGGGACCAGCAGCUCCCAGCCCAAGAAGCAGUGUCGGUGAAGGAGGAGCCGGAGCCGGAGGUGCGGAUGGUCAAUGGGAAACCCAAGAAGAUCCGCAAGCCCCGCACCAUCUACUCCAGCUACCAGCUGGCGGCUCUGCAACGCCGCUUCCAGAAAGCCCAGUACCUGGCGCUGCCCGAACGGGCCGAACUGGCUGCCCAGCUGGGGCUCACCCAGACCCAGGUGAAGAUCUGGUUCCAGAACCGCCGCUCCAAGUUCAAGAAGCUGUACAAGAACGGCGAGGUGCCGCUGGAGCACAGCCCCAACAACAGCGACUCCAUGGCCUGCAACUCCCCCCCUUCCCCGGCCGUCUGGGACAGUAACUCGCACGGCAGCGCGCCGGGCCGGACCCCGCUCCCGCAGCCGCUUCCCUACAGCUCUUCCCCUGGCUUUUUGGAGGAGCACAACCCCUGGUAUCACCCCCAGACCCUCAGCGGACCCCACGGACCCCACCAGCCACCGCCGGCCACCACGAUGCAUCACACCUCCCCGGGGCCUCCCCCCAACACCGGCGCCGUCUAUUAACAGCCUGGAGUGAGAAAAGGAACAAGAGACAGUGGCAGAACUCCUUUGCCUCCUUUUUUUUCCCCCUAUUUUUUUGGUUUUUCUUCUUUGUUUUUUUUUUUUUUAAGAAAAAAGGACACCCAUGUACACGCACCCCUAGAUAUACACUUACAUAUCCUAUC